Molecule: messenger RNA, 1416 nt
Organism: Anoplophora glabripennis (Asian longhorned beetle)
Lineage: Eukaryota; Metazoa; Arthropoda; Insecta; Coleoptera; Cerambycidae
Product: thymidylate synthase
Exons: 3
Coding region: 107-1108 (333 amino acids)
Biological process (GO): dTMP biosynthetic process
Cellular component (GO): cytosol; mitochondrion
Molecular function (GO): thymidylate synthase activity
Source: RefSeq, a predicted model, not a curated record
UGACGAAAUGCAAUUAAAAGGCGGGAAAUUAAUCUAGAACAAUAACAUUUCUUACCAUUUUUAAGUAAAAUUAUUCAGUUUAACAGUUUUGUAAUCUACGUGCACUAUGUCGGGAAUAACCGCUAAAACUUGUGAUAAAGUAACUAUAGAAAUUACAGUCGACAAAUCUAAAAAAGAGGAAGGAAAAGAAAAUAUUACCCCUAAUAUUACGUGCAGGGGCGAUGAGAAAAUUUUAAACAAGGAACAUGAAGAGUAUCAGUAUUUAAAUCACAUUAAAAAUAUCAUCGAGAAAGGUGUAAAGAGGGGGGACCGUACAGGGGUGGGUACCUUUUCUAUUUUCGGGGCGCAAAUGCGGUACACUUUACGCGACAAUAUAUUUCCUCUUCUCACUACAAAAAGGGUAUUUUGGCGAGGUGUGGUUGAAGAAUUACUUUGGUUUAUCCGAGGAAACACCAAUGCCUUUGAACUAAGUCAGAAAAAUGUUCACAUAUGGGACGCUAACAGUACCAGACAAUUCUUAGAUUCGGUGGGUCUUAAGGAUAGGGAGGAGGGUGAUUUAGGGCCUAUUUAUGGUUUCCAGUGGAGGCAUUUUGGUGCUGAAUAUAAAGAUAUGCAUACUGAUUACAAAAAUAAAGGUAUCGAUCAGUUGGCUCAUGUUAUAAAUACAAUUAAAACAAGACCAAAUGACAGACGUAUAAUAAUGUGUGCUUGGAAUCCUGUCGAUAUCCCUGAAAUGGCUUUACCUCCAUGCCAUUGCCUCGUACAGUUCUAUGUCGCAAACGAUGAGCUGUCUUGUCAGUUAUAUCAAAGAUCGGCCGACAUGGGUUUAGGAGUACCGUUUAAUAUUGCAAGCUAUGCGCUGCUUACUUAUAUGAUAGCACAUGUUACAGGAUUGAAACCAGGUGAGUUCAUUCACACAUUAGGAGACAGUCAUGUCUACCUAAAUCAUGUUGAUGCCCUACAAGAACAGCUGAAACGCAAACCGAGGCCUUUUCCAACGCUGAAAAUUAAUAAGAAAGUGGAAAGUAUUGAAGAAUUUACCGCUGAUGAUUUUGAAUUAGAGGGUUAUAAACCUUACCCUAAAAUAAAUAUGCCAAUGGCUGUAUAGAUAUAAAAUCAUCUUCGAGUAACUAAUUCUUCAGUAUUUCUACGAGAAAAUAUUGCAUAUAUGAAUUUAUAAAUUCUUACAAACUUCCAAUCUUUAUUACUUUAAAAAUUAAGUUUUAUUUCCAUAUUGCAACAAACUAUUUAUAUCCCUACAAAACACCAAAGUAUUAUAUGAUGCUAUUUUAUUGUAUGUAAUGCAGUAUUAUUAAAAAUAUAAAAUCUUAUUUGAAAAUAUUUGUCUUCGAAACUGAUGGAUGGUAGGUUAUAUUUUGUAUGUACUUAUAGGUCCUUGGUAUAAUAAAGUUUUAU